AUGGUGGGCUCCGACCUAUUGCUGUGGGGGAGCUUCUCCGGCGACCGGCAGGCAAGCUCCAGCCAAAAGGUGCUCGUGAAGCUGGACUUUGCCAAUGCGUUCAAUUCUGUGCAGCGAGAUGCCGUACUGCAACAGGUGGUCGACCACUUCCCCGCGCUCUCCCGCUGGGCCACAUGGUGUUAUCGCCAACCCACGAGGCUGCAAUUUGGAGACCGCGUUCUAAGCUCCAGUUCUGGUGUCCAACAAGGUGAUCCACUGGGACCUUUGUUGUUUGCCGCGGCCCUGCAGCCUCUGGCCCGCGAGUUGCGAUCAAGACCUCUGGACCUGGCCAUUCACUUCUUGGACGAUGGCGUCCUUGCUGGAGACCUUGCAGCUGUGUCAGCGGCACUGACUGAGGUUCAACUACGUGCUGCGGAAAUUGGCCUUGUGCUCAACUUAUCUAAAUGUGAAGUAGUCGUUUUUGGUGCCGUUGACGAAACCACACUCAGGGCCCACUUCCCUAACGCUUUCCUGCAGAAUCCGGACGGUUCAGGCAAGGUGCUCCGCAACUUCGAGUUCCUCGGCGCCGCUAUUGGCGAUGCCGCCUACAUCCAGGCCCACACCGCAGCGCGGACUGCCAAGGCUGGGGAGUUGCUUGAUAUGCUGGCGGACUUGGAGGACCCGCAGGUUGGUUUGCGCUUGCUCCGGGCAUGCGGGCUUUUCUCGGAUGAUCACAGCAUGCGGUGCAACCCGGCCAUGGCACAGGUUGCAGCUCUAACCAGCUUUGAUGACAUGGUGCGGCGAUGCUUCAGUGGCCUCACAGGCAUCCAUGCCACUGCUGCUCAGUGGGGCCAGGCUGCGCGCGGUUUUGCCCAGGCUGGCGUGGGGGCGAGGGCCUUCUUGAGUGCCGUUCCCUUUGGACACACUCGCAUGGAGCCUGCAGCAUUCGUUACGGAACUGAGAGUGCGGCUGGGCAUUGCCGAGGCUGGCACACAGCGCCACAACGCCCUCCGCGACCUGGACACCCACAUCGGCAGGCGUCGGCCGGCUGAUGUCUACCUGCCCGCACUGGCGGGGUCCCCUGCUGCGCUUGACUUCGCCACAGGGGCAGCCGCAGCCGCGUAUGCGCGCCAUAAAGAGGCCCACCUCAAUACGGCCGAAGCUUGUGAGAGGCAAGGGGUCGUCUUCGUCCCCAUGGUGGUCGAGACAACGGGGACAUGGGAUGCUGGCGCUAGCAUCGUUAUCAAGCACAUUGCACGGGCCGUUGCUGCGAUCUCAGGCGAUGAUCCGGACAAGACUCAUGCCACCAUGCUACAGGAACUCUGCGUCGCCGUUCGGGCCUACCGUGCCCGUGCGGCCUUGCGAAGGCGUAGCGACGCCAUUUCAUCUGGCUGA
Symbiodinium pilosum is the source of this 1374-nucleotide messenger RNA. Lineage: Eukaryota; Dinophyceae; Suessiales; Symbiodiniaceae. The record is from the annotation of a GenBank genome assembly.